AUGGCAUCCAAGUCCUCCGCCAACAAGAAAGCCGCCUCUGGCUGCAGCUGCCGCUGGUUCUCGCUCCGCAGCCUCAGCCUGCUCGCCGUCUUUUUGGCCCUUUUCUCGGCUCUGUACAACUUCCUCGAUGCGCGACUCAAUCAAUUUUAUAUCUUCGAUCCGGAGCAUCUGCAUGACCUCUCGCAGCGCGCGAUCAAGGCUCAUGGCGAGGACACUCGGUCUAUCGUUGACUUUAUCGUCGCCGAGUUGCAGGAGAAAGUCGGCGAGAAGUACUUGAGUACCGAGGAGGAAUGGGUGUUCAACAACGCUGGCGGUGCCAUGGGCGCCAUGUACGUGAUUCAUGCCAGCAUCACCGAGUAUCUCAUCAUCUUCGGUACCGCCAUCGGCACCGAGGGCCACACCGGCCGCCACACCGCAGACGACUACUUCAACAUCCUCUCGGGUGAACAACUCGCCUACGUCCCCGGUAGCUUUGAGGCCGAGCGCUACCCCGCUGGUACCGUACACCACCUGGUUCGUGGCCAAGUCAAGCAGUACAAGAUGGACAGCUCGUGCUUCGCGCUCGAGUACGCCCGUGGUUGGAUCCCUCCCAUGCUGUUCUUUGGCUAUGCCGACACAUUCUCGAGCACGCUGGAUUUCCCAACUUUGUGGGCCACUACCCGUGUGACGGCGCGGGAGAUGGUGGGCAACCUGUUGCAAUUCAAGCUCUAG
Penicillium oxalicum is the source of this 711-nucleotide messenger RNA. RefSeq names its product C-8 sterol isomerase ERG2 (gene erg2). The record is from RefSeq and is a predicted model, not a curated record. Lineage: Eukaryota; Fungi; Ascomycota; Eurotiomycetes; Eurotiales; Aspergillaceae. Gene Ontology annotation, cellular component: endoplasmic reticulum. Bases 1 to 711 code for a protein of 236 amino acids. The transcript has 2 exons. Gene Ontology annotation, biological process: ergosterol biosynthetic process.